AUGGCGCAACAUAAAGAAGUCAAGAUGGCACACGUCAACCUCAUGGCCGAUACAGUAAUAGCAAACUUACCCGAAGAAGCCCUACGCUCAGUUCUGCGGUCAAUGCUAGCGACAGAUCCGUCCAUCACAUCAACUUUCGAAGAUCGAAGCAGGGAUUAUCUGCGCAAGACAUCUCGAAAACGUUUCGGCUUCUGGGAAUCAAGCAGCGAUGGGCUGAUACCCACGAAGGAGCUGCAGACAGCUCAACAAAGGAUGCGAUCUAUGCUCGGUUGCGGCAUGUGCUACGAAGCAGUCCCUAUCUUGACUGACAUAAUCAAAGACGUCGCUAGACACAACAAUGUCUUGUCGCCUCAAUUAACCAAGCUUCUCUCAGCCUUGGACGGCGACAUUGUGCAGACCGUCACAGCGGUGCAAAAGACUCUUCUGUCAAGUUCAGGCACUCGACUGUUUUCGACUGAAGAGAGGGCCUCUCUGGUGCAAUUGCACGACUCGAUGCAACAUUUGCAGAGCAUCUCAAGCAAUGACUUCAUUUUCGAACGGAGUUUCACCGCUUUGACUGGUCUAUUGAGUGGCGGCGACUCAUCUUCUGGCCGACCCAAUAGCACGCACGAAGCAUCUUUCAAGGUCCCCGCUAUACCAGCCAGCAUAGAGACCUUCAGCCUCAACAAUAUUCCCCUCCCGCGACUAUUCUCCGGCCUAUGGCAACUCUCGAGCCCGUCAUGGGGUGUAGCGUCCACCAAACAGAUCCAGGAGCAUUUCCAAGCGCAUGUGUCUCAGGGCUUCGUCGCCUACGACAUGGCGGACCACUACGGCGAUGCAGAGAUCGUUUUUGGGAACUUUCGAGCCUCAUGCACGAACCCCGAUAGCAUCUUUGGAGCAACGAAAUACUGCAUCUUCUCGCCCAUAACUGUGACCCGCGAAGUCAUCACAGCAAACGUUUUGGAACGAUGUCAGAGGAUGAGGUCUGACCAUGUCGACCUGCUGCAGUUCCACUGGCAAUUCUACAACGACAAGCAAGACAUCCAAGCGUUGAAGUACCUGCAAGAAGACUCAAGAGUGCGCCAGCUUGGUCUUUGCAACUUCGACACCGAGCGUCUCGAGGAAAUCGUCCAAGCAGGCAUCAAGAUCCACACCAACCAAGUCCAGUUCUCGCUGAUCGACUCUCGACCUGUCUUCAAAAUGGGCGCAGCUUGUGAGAAGCAUAACAUCAAGCUACUCACAUACGGCACACUAUGUGGCGGGUUCAUUGCCGAGAAAUGGCUCGCUCAGCCUGAACCUGAACUCUUCCAUGGCGGCAUAACACCCAGUCAACGGAAAUACUACGAGAUGAUUGUCAACUGGGGUGGCUGGGAUCUGUUUCAAGAACUUCUGCAUACACUCAAGAAGAUUGCCGAGAAGCACAAUGUGACCAUAUCCAAUGUUGCAGCAAGAUGGGUACUCGACUUUCCCUAUGUGGGUGCAGUCAUCGUGGGCACUCGGAUGGGUGUCAGUGAGCAUGCAAAAGAGAACCUGGCAACGUAUGGAUGGCGGCUGGAUGACGCCGACCAGGGAGCGAUAGGUGACAUUCUCGAGAGAAGUAGGAGAAAGCAGUUGAUUGAUCUGCUCGGUGACUGUGGUGGCGAAUAUCGUUGA
Zasmidium cellare ATCC 36951 is the source of this 1632-nucleotide messenger RNA. RefSeq lists its product as uncharacterized. NCBI's taxonomy places the organism in Eukaryota, Fungi, Ascomycota, Dothideomycetes, Mycosphaerellales, Mycosphaerellaceae. The transcript has a single exon. Bases 1 to 1632 code for a protein of 543 amino acids. The record is from RefSeq and is a predicted model, not a curated record.